AUGUGGACGCACGCCGCGCUCGUCGGGCGGCAGCUCGCGCUCGCGGCGUGGGACGAGGUCGCGCCGACGCACCAGGCGAUUCCGAAUGGAUUCAUCGAGAUAGAUCUGCACCAUGUGCUUACCAUCGCAUCGCAUAGAAGGGGGACGCACGACGUAGGAUGGACGGAGGCAGCGAAGCGCCCCGAGCAUGGAAUCAAGAUGGGAUUGUCCGUGUCGCGACUGUUGUCUGGCCUCUUUGGCAAGAAGGAAAUGCGCAUCCUGAUGGUUGGAUUGGAUGCCGCGGGUAAGACCACUAUCCUGUAUAAGCUCAAGCUCGGUGAAAUCGUUACUACCAUCCCGACGAUUGGUUUCAACGUCGAGACUGUCGAGUACAAGAACAUCUCGUUCACCGUGUGGGAUGUCGGUGGACAGGACAAGAUCCGUCCCCUGUGGCGCCACUACUUCCAGAACACCCAGGGUAUCAUCUUCGUGGUCGACUCGAACGACCGCGAGCGUAUCCCCGAGGCCCGCGAGGAGCUGCAGCGCAUGCUCAACGAGGACGAGCUCCGUGAUGCUCUCCUCCUGGUCUUUGCCAACAAGCAGGACCUGCCCAACGCCAUGAACGCUGCCGAGAUCACCGACAAGCUCGGUCUUCACAGCCUGCGUCAGCGCCAGUGCGGUGACGGUCUCUACGAGGGUCUCGAAUGGCUCAGCACCAACCUCAAGCGUCGCGCUUAA
Messenger RNA from Malassezia japonica, 717 nucleotides. RefSeq lists its product as uncharacterized. Bases 1 to 717 code for a protein of 238 amino acids. The transcript has 8 exons. The record is from RefSeq and is a predicted model, not a curated record. Gene Ontology annotation, biological process: vesicle-mediated transport; intracellular protein transport. NCBI's taxonomy places the organism in Eukaryota, Fungi, Basidiomycota, Malasseziomycetes, Malasseziales, Malasseziaceae. Gene Ontology annotation, cellular component: plasma membrane; cytoplasm. Gene Ontology annotation, molecular function: GTP binding; GTPase activity.